This is a messenger RNA of Coccinella septempunctata (seven-spotted ladybird), 1514 nucleotides long. RefSeq names its product WASH complex subunit 1-like. Bases 102 to 1391 code for a protein of 429 amino acids. The record is from RefSeq and is a predicted model, not a curated record. The transcript has a single exon. Lineage: Eukaryota; Metazoa; Arthropoda; Insecta; Coleoptera; Coccinellidae. Gene Ontology annotation, biological process: exocytosis; endocytic recycling; Arp2/3 complex-mediated actin nucleation. Gene Ontology annotation, cellular component: recycling endosome; WASH complex; early endosome. Gene Ontology annotation, molecular function: alpha-tubulin binding; gamma-tubulin binding; actin binding.
UAUCUGUGCUCAACUAAAAAGCAAAAUAAUAGAAAAUAUAUAUUUAAUUGUUAUAUAUAACAAUAAUAAUAAAAGAAGAAACCAAACUAUACUCCGCCCUUAUGACGAAAUAUAGUGUUAAUUUAAUUCCACCAAAUUUGCGAAAAAAUGAAACGAUUAUUCAGAUUGCCGAUUCCUUGGAUCAUCUUUCUAAGGUACUUGACGAUGUAAUGUUGCAUAUAGAGAAAAGAGUGGAUAACUAUAAUAACAAAUUAGAAAAAGUUUCAAAUAGAUUACACAAUGUGGAGAGCAAAAUUGGCCAGUUGAAACAUACUAAAAAUGCUAUACAAGUAUUUUCUAGCAGCAAACAUCCAGCGAAUGAUAUAAAAAGGAAUUAUACAUCGAUAUUUCCAACUGAUACAGAAAUACCUCUUAUAAGACAUGAAGUGAGUCAAAAAUAUCCCUUGAAAAAAGAUGAGCCGAUUGAUAAGUUACAUAUAUAUCAUGUUAAGUUGAGUAAGAUAGAACCAGAGAAAAUAGAAGGUCUUGGACAAGUUCCAAAUGAUGCAAAUUGUAUUAGUGAUUUAAUUCUGUAUAAUUCUGGUAGAAAUCCUUAUAAGGAAUUCUCCAUAUCUAGGUCUGUACCGUUACAUCAUGCUUCAGUGAAACCAGAAAAUAGCAAAGUUCAGAUAGGAAAUGCUCCUGCCUCUAUUGCUGAAAGAUCUUUUUCAAAUUUAGCUAAUCAAGAAUACUUUUACUCUCCAGAUUUGGGUGAUGUACCUGCUUUGGAUGUUCCAUUAGAUCUUCCUGAUUUGCCUGGCAUUGCUGGUAAUGUCAGAUAUGAAGAGGAUAACAAUCUGGUUAUUGCACCUUCUGUUGCCUUCUCUCCAACACUGAGAAGUAGUCCAUUGGAUCAAAAAAUCUUAUGUGAUAAUUUAGAAGACUUACCAGAGAUAACAUUGCAAUUACCUCAAGAAAUUGAUGAAUUACAAUCGGCUAUUGAAAAUAUUGAUGUCACUGAACAAGCAAUAAUUGAACCAGAUGAAAUAAAAAAUGAACAGCCUUCUAAUAAAAUUAUCAUUGAAAAAAAUAAAUUUGAUAAACCUUCAAAAUUGCCCGAAGUUCCUGAUACAAGGGCUUCUUUGAUGGAAGCUAUCCGAAAAGCUGGUGGCACUAAAAUUUUGAAAUCAGCUGAUAUCAAACCAGCAUCAAUUAAAAGUGAAACUUCAACUGGUGAUUUGAUGGCGGACUUGCAUGCUAAACUAUCAAUGAGAAGGAAAGGCAUAUCAGGAGCAAAGAAAGACCUUGAAAACUCCGAAUUAGAUUCCAGAACAGCCUUGAGUUUAAUGUCUGCUUUGAUUCCACCCCCAGAAGAGUCCAAUGAUGAAACAGACCAAGAAGAUUGGGAAUGAAUUUUAAUGGUAUCACAUACAUAGUGAAUUUCUCUCAUUGUUUCAUAUAUUCAGACACUAUACUAUAUUUAAACUUGUUGAUUAUAAUUUAGCCAUUCUAUGGUCAAGAUUUAUUCAUAUUUU